Gamsiella multidivaricata is the source of this 1013-nucleotide messenger RNA. RefSeq lists its product as uncharacterized. The coding region runs from base 119 to 790 and encodes 223 amino acids. Gene Ontology annotation, molecular function: protein binding. The record is from RefSeq and is a predicted model, not a curated record. NCBI's taxonomy places the organism in Eukaryota, Fungi, Mortierellomycota, Mortierellomycetes, Mortierellales, Mortierellaceae. The transcript is spliced from 2 exons.
CCUUAGCCGGUCAUUGGAGCCGGAUUGUCGAAACCCAAAUUCAUGCACCUCGUGGGUUGGUGAGUCUCACCCAGGAUCUAGGGUGUUUCACGCGGCCCAAGCACCCAAUCACCGUCAAAUGGAGUGCUGGUUGGAGACGCAAAAUAGGGCAAGCCUGGCCCGCGGCUACUAUACACUUUCCUUAUUUAAAGGUUCGCGUAAAAAAAAGGCAACUAUUCACUUCUUACAAAAAAACGAUAUAUAUAUACGCCAUCGCGAGAUGGGAUCUUGUUCAAGCAAACCUGCAUCUUCCAGCAGCACUAUGAUCCAUUCCCAAAGCAUUCCUCCUCCCCAAGGGAGCAUUAUAUACCUCCAAAGCGCCCCUCCCCCACCAGUUAUGCCCGCGCCUCUAUCCUACGAUCUCCCCAAAGAAUGGGUCUGUCAGUACGAUCCUCUAAGCAAACACCUUUUCUAUGUCAAUAGAUUUACUGGUAUGCGGCAAUGGGAGCAUCCUAAUGGAGCUGCGGCUGCUGCCAAUGAUUCUGCCAAUUUUCGACAACAAAUGGUUGUCUAUGAGCAAAACCUGGCAGCCUACAACCGCCUGUACGGCGCUGGUGCUGGAGGUGGACUUCCUCAGAUGAGUCCGCAGAUGAGUCCGCAGAUGAGUCAGCAGACUAGCAAUGUUAGCAACGCUACGGUGGCUGGUGGUAGGUCCAAUCGGGAAGGGGCAAGCUUAGCCAAGGGAGCAGUGGUGGGCCUCAUGGCAGGAUCCGUCAUCCGGAACUCCAGAAACCGUCGCGCUAGGUGCUAAGUGGUGGUGCCACAUAUGAUAAUGAAGAUUACCUGAAGCCUGAAAUGAGCACUUCGAGAUUUUCGCAUUCCUCAAAUGCACGAACAUCCUUUUAUUGCGCACCCUUUCCUACCCAUCUGACCUUGAUGCAGAUUCUCCUGAGCCAUAAAAUCAGUUAUAGCCAUAUUCUAUUGAGUGCUCCAACCAUAAACGAGUGUUCAUGCCAGAGCCAUAUUCAAAAGUU